AUGGUACGUCGGCCCCCUGAUCAGAGAUAUAUUGACCAAGUCUAUGAUGCAUACACUCGUCUCAGUCAUGAUCAGCUCGUUCUCUUUCUUUCCGCUCGGGCAUUACCAACCCAUGGUACCGAUAGCGAACUCGCCUACCGACUCACAGAGUUCGAUAUUCAGACGUAUCACUUUCCCUCGGACACAAAUGGACAUUUCAUGAACGGGUCAGGCCCUACAGGUCCCAGCAAACCUCGCUCACGUCCUGUCAAAGCACCGGACCUGCCAGUAGAGCUUCUUGCUGAGAUCAUGGACCAUGUCGGCGACUGGGAAUUAACGAAGGCUGUCGGCGUCCCUACCUCUCUUCCUCAGCCCCUCGAUUGGCACGACGCGAGCCAGACGGACUACGCUAUCCUCUCCGGCUAUCUCCCACUCAUUCGAGCGGCAGACCCCAACGCGCACCCACCAACAAAGAUCAGUGCCACACUGAUGGUGCGCUUUGGCUAUGUGCGGGUGCUAGAGUACUUCCUCACAUAUCACCGUUACAUCUUCCACGACCUCUAUAAGUGCGACCUACUACCGAUCGCGGCGUCUCUGCACGGGCGAGCUGCUGUCCUCUCCUGGUGGAAAAAUGCUUCAGAACAAUAUCCUAAUGAUAUCCCUGUACCUGAACCCUCAUCAGUAGCGGAGGCCAUCGAGGGCGCGUCGCGGAAUGGCCAUGUCAACUCGCUCGACUGGUGGCUCAACUCUAGCAUACCUUUGGAAUAUGGUGAAGCGGCGCUCGAGAUGGCCAGUGCGAAAAACCGGAUCGAGGUGCUCAACUGGUGGAAACGAAAUAGCAAGGAGCGGACGGUGCACAUGAAGAUCGGCAGGGUCAUGGACAUGGCGAGCAACGCUGGACACGUCGGGGUCCUUGACUGGUGGGCAAAGCAUCAGCCUGAAAUCAAGUACGACCGUCAGGCGAUGUACCAUGCGAGCUGCCAUGGCAAGGUCGAGGUGCUGCAGUGGUGGCUCGAUAGCGGACUCCAGCUCCUCUUCGAUCCCGACGCGCUGAUUGGCGCAACCAGGCACAACCGGCCAGAAGUAUUGGAAUGGUGGGACAAGAGCGGCUUGCCAAUACAGUAUCGCAUGUGCGACAUUGAAGAGGCCCUUGAGGAUGCCAUAGGCGGCGGCGAAGCAGCGAGACAAUGGUGGAGACGCAAGGGAGUGGACUUCAACGCGAAUGACAAGGAGUGGAUGAAUGCUACUGAGACUGCUCACACUCGCCUCUAUAUCGCAGAGCCUAGUUCCCAUCCGUAAAUACGAUGGCCGAGCGACGCGCUUCUCAAUCCUUCCUUUCCUAGCCACAGGAUUAUCGAUUAAUGUGUGCAUCUUUCCUCUCCUUCGAUGUAGACACUAUUUUCAUCGGCUCACGCUGAUGCAUGCUGCUCUUGCUAUGAAUCAAUGCUAUUCGUGCAGCAUUCUGCGUCGUCACGG
Molecule: messenger RNA, 1455 nt
Organism: Phanerochaete carnosa HHB-10118-sp
Lineage: Eukaryota; Fungi; Basidiomycota; Agaricomycetes; Polyporales; Phanerochaetaceae
Exons: 3
Coding region: 1-1278 (425 amino acids)
Source: RefSeq, a predicted model, not a curated record